AUGGCUCGCUUCGAAAGAAAGAACAGAGACCUGAUCAUCUCUUCGAAGGAGAUUGUUAUUACGAUAUACUGGAAUUUGGCCCAACUUCUAGUCCACCGGGGCAGUUCUCUUAUGGGCUCGCCUAGGAAUCGAACCCCAAGCUUGCCGGAAAAUCACCUCCGACCAAAGCCCGAACCCGGUCCGUCGGGGAUAAUUCGAAUACGAUUCGAUUUCAGCCGGAGUUCAGAAAAUUGGAGUCCUCCAGAGAAUCCCAAAUCCCUUGAUCCAUCCACUAGAUAUUUUCUUACACACAAUCUCCUCCUCCUCCUCCUCCUCAACGGAAUCAACGAAUGGGUGCUGGAGGAGCUGAGCCGCCGUCCACCUCUCUCUCGGGUCCUUCGUCAAACACCUAGUGAGCAUUUCCUCGGCCUCGUCGGACAGCCCGCCCGGGGUCUCUGGCAGGUCUCCGAAGAACGCGAUCUUGUAUAUCGCCGCCGCCAGGGCCCGAAUCCGGUUAUCAUCUGA
Molecule: messenger RNA, 504 nt
Organism: Striga asiatica
Lineage: Eukaryota; Viridiplantae; Streptophyta; Magnoliopsida; Lamiales; Orobanchaceae
Source: the annotation of a GenBank genome assembly